This is a messenger RNA of Geodia barretti, 1332 nucleotides long. Lineage: Eukaryota; Metazoa; Porifera; Demospongiae; Tetractinellida; Geodiidae. The record is from the annotation of a GenBank genome assembly.
CUGAAAGCCGGCGUCAAGGUGCCGGUCAGCCUGACGGUGAAGCAGGAGCGGUACGCCACCCGCUCGGUGGGCAUUGCCCGUGCCGUCUUCAACCUGAUGGUCGCCACCCACCGGUCGGCCCGUGCCCAGUUCCACGGACUCUGGCCCAGCCCCAUGGAACUGGAGAAGACCUUCAACGAGAUGAAGCACGAGCCCGAGUUCGGGAUGGAGUACGCCACCGAGGUCAGCAAGUUCGUCGCCCAGGGAGCCUGCCGCGAUUUCAGGCGGGCCCAUGAGAACUGGCGCAACCCCGAACUGCGGGCCGCCGUGCCCAGCUUCAGGAAGAAGAACCUCCAGGGUACCGGCUCGUUCCUGGCCGCCUCCGGCGUGGACCGCGUCAAGUACGAUGGGCACCGCCGUAUCGGGCUGCCCUAUCUGGGCUCGGUGAAACUCAACCGAGAGCUUCCGGAGGGCAUCGCGUAUGAGGUGCGGAUCAGGAAGGAGAACGGAGUUUGGUGGGCCAGCGUUAAUUACUGGAAGCCGCCCGUCGACGCCGAGGAGAAAACCCACCUCUGCGGCGCUGUCGAUGUCGGGAUAACACCGCUGGCCGUGGACAGCCAACUGGUCCACUACGAGAAUCCCAAAGCGUUGUACCAGAUGCUGAGAAAACUCCGCCGGUGGCAGCGAGCACUGGAACGUCGCACCGUGGGUUCCCGAGGCUGGCACGAGGCGCAACGGCGGGUCGCUGCCAUUCACCGACGCAGCAUCGGACUGCGGGAGAACGCGCACCACGAGGUGAGCCGCCUGCUGGUCAGGAAGUACGCCGUGCUGGCCAUCGAGAGUCUGAACGUGGCGGGCAUGGACCAGCUCCCCCAUCAGGCAAAGGCCAUCCGCGACGCGGCCAUCGGCGGAUUGCUGCAGAAGAUCCGUUACAAGGCAGACUGGUACGGCACCGUCGUAGUGGAAGCGGACCGGUUCUAUCCGUCGAGCAAGCUGUGCUCCGACUGCGGCGCCCACAACGCCGCGUUGGGUCGGGAACCAUACUGGACCUGCUCAGACUGCGGCGUGCGACACGACCGCAACGAAAAUGCCGCGCUCAAUCUGCUAACACUGGCAAUCAACGCAGCUCGCGACCUGCCUAAACUCGCGCCAGGGCCGGUUGGGCCCGAUGUAACGCUCCCGGACGGGAAGGCUCUGGCCAAUGGCAGUAAUGCCUGCGGUGAAACCGGCCCGGGUGAAGGGAGAACUGCCUUGUCGACGCUGGCAUCGCCAGCGGUAGACGGUGGGGCUGCCCCCUGUGGUGGCAGCCGAGCGGAAGUGGUUAUCAACACCCAGUUACAGCUGGCUAUUUGA